This is a messenger RNA of Coregonus sp. 'balchen', 27516 nucleotides long. NCBI's taxonomy places the organism in Eukaryota, Metazoa, Chordata, Actinopteri, Salmoniformes, Salmonidae. The record is from the annotation of a GenBank genome assembly.
AUGGAGAUCCCAGGCCCCAUGCCUCCUCUGAUCAGGGAGAUGUUGGAGAACCCUGAGGCCUUUGAGGACAGCAGCGACUCUGGGGACAGCGCCUCCGCCCCCCCUGCCAUCCAGGCCAUCAAGAAAGAGAGGGAGGAGGAAAAGAGCCUGGAGGAGGAAGAUGAGGAUGAGGAGGACGAGUGGGGGGACGAGGAAAGGGAGAGAGGGGCGGACAGCGAUGGGGAGCCCUGGGGGGAGGCUGCAGCGGCAGAAGCAGGGUCCCAGAAAGGGGCGACUGGGAGAUCCCAGUAAGAGAGACAUAGUGAUGCACUCUGACCCAUUCACGUAACCUCCUGCUCCACCACCCUCAGACAGACCAACACACCCUGUCCUAUCACACCAAGUCAUCUCCCUACAUGAGCAGCCCAUCCUAUAACAAGGGUCUACUCCAAGACCUAGCACUCACCUCUGCUGUUACACCUGUUAAACUACCCCCCACCCAUCUCUCCAAGCACACGCACACAUACAUUUACACAUAUACACAUAUACACAUACAUACUGUAUACCCAUAAGAAUUCCUCCUUUGCUCUAGAUAGACAGUGAAGUAAAGGCUCUAUGUAGUGAACCUACUCUGACACUCCAGGGUGAAACUGGCCCUCUCUACAGGAACAGGUGGAACAUGUAGUUAGGGAAAAAAGAGGAGAGAGAGAAAAACUAAAUCUCACAUACUUGGGACAAGGGCCACGAGAGAUCACUUUGCCAACCAUAAGACUGACCGACCCAAUGUUACUUUACAAUGCUGUCUCCACACAAAGAGAAACACAGGAGAUGCUAAACUGAGUGGCAGCAGCUUGGAGUGGUGGACUAUAUGAAAUGCACUCACCCACUUUCCUUAAGGGCUACUCUGAGUGCAAGAGCAAUGAUGAAAACGACAACUGCAACAACCAAACUCUUAACGUGAAAACCAUUCGCCACAAAUGCCUUUGAGAAUUGUAUUUUUCUUUUCUUUUCAUUGACAUUUCUUUUCAUAAAUGUUUUUCUAUUGUAUGAUUUUCCCCAAAAAAAACAUUCAUAUUUGAUCAUAUAUUCAUUUGUAUUACUAUGCAUUUUUCUCUGUUAUUGUUGUCUCGUUUGUGCUUCAGUCAUGCUCAUGUUUGACGAGCAAUCUCAAACUAGCGAUAGAUUUUCAGUUUGUAAGUUGGCAACUCAACUCACAAACUGGCAACUCUCUUCUGAUCGUUACAUCAGCUGUGCUUCACUCAUUGGGACAGAGCUUACUAUAGAUCUCUGCUCGAUGAGACAAACAAAAACAACAAGGAUUUGACCAAUGGACUACGGCACAUUGUAAGCUAUAGUUGUGAGCUACACAUAUACUUAAUAAACACACAAACACACAAACACACUCCUUUAACAUCUAUAAAUGUGUGCAGGGUCAAUUUUAUGCAAUUUAAUGCCAAUGCUUUGACUCAGGGUGACUCUAGAGAUGGACCGAAUCUCACCAGUGUGAAUGUUCAAGAAAAUCACAACAAGGAAGUGUGGGGUAGCAUCGACGGUCCGCCACUCUCCCUGUUCUCUUCAUCAACAAGCCAUUCAACAGGGAUCUGAAUGUGAAAGAGAACUCUUUUAGUUCUCGUUGGAGAACCUCCUUUGUUCUCAAUGAAAUGCCUGGCAGUCUACCAUGGGGAUCAGAUAUCUGGGUGGGCAGAAUCCAGAACAUAGCUGAGUAUCUGUGAUUUUGAAAGUAGGUGUCUGCUCCCAGCCAUAGCCGCGGGAAGUAGGGGUGCUGAGGGUGCUGCCCCACCCCCAAACAUCUUCCCAAGACAUGGCUCAGGUGGUGUGUUGAUAAUAGUACAGCAUAAUAAGCCAUAAUGAGCAGUGUUAUGAGUCAGAAUACAUGGACUGGAUCACUAACACAGGACCAGUUUAGUCUUAGGUCCAUUCAUUCAAUAGAACAACUCAUGUAUAAGUCAUAGUUACACAUAUCAUUGAUGUCAAUGAAGUCUCACCCUCAUACAGUGAUGAUCUCGUAGAUGAAUAAGCAAUAUUGGAAUUAUAUGCAAAGCCAUGAAUCAGGAAAUGAAUGUGUCUGGGGUAUGUAGAUGUAUUUGUGUGUCGGUGUGUGUGUGCACGCACGUGUGUCUCUCUUUGUGUGUUUCUCGCUACUUGUAUAGCGUAAUUGAGUGUUUUAUGCUCGUUCUACCAUAGAAUAAAUGAGAUAGUAUUUUGGAAACUGUCUACAUACAUAAACUGGGUUCUAGGCGUUUUAGUCCAUAGUGCUGUCCAAGAACAUGCACAGAGCCAUAUGGUUGACUUCAUUACUACAGUCAUAUAGAAAAUUCUUCAAUCAUAAAGUUAAUCUACGCAAACCCAGGGUUUUGUAAAAAAUAAAUAACAGUUUUUCUUACUCAUGUUAUUUCACUUUUAUGCUUUACACAUGAAAUAGAAAUUUAGAUACAUUUGUCCUUUUAGAAUGACUGCAUUUAAUUAUCAAAAAGUCCACAAGUGAAAUAUUCCACCCAGUUCCUCUAUAAACUUUCCUUCCUGCUCCAAGCAUUACUGUACAAGAUCUUACUUUAAUAAAGGAGCAGGGUUUUAUGCUCAUGAUAUCUCAAACUCCAAAUCUACAGUGUAUUCAGAUUGCAUACCGUCGGCACCAUGCCGUUGGUCUCUUAGCCAUGUCCAACAGGCACAGCAGUGGACUUGUAAAAGCCUGUGGUUGUAAAGCAUUAACAUGGACCUCAGGCUGAGUAAGACUUCCAGUGUAAGGAAUGGAUUUGGAGUUAAUCCCCAGUGUACAUUGAGACCAUUAGUUAUUCUGAGAGAGUGAUUUACACCUUCACGUCAGCAGCCACUGCACAGGCCUACCUCUUACUCAGUACUCAGCCAAGCCCUCUUGGAGUAGGGGGAGAAUUUGCCUAUACAGUCACACCCUGAUGCAUAAACCUCAACCCUCACUGCAGCGCAGUUCACAUAGCCACUCUAGUGCGAUAUCUGAUAUCACUUGUUUAAAACAAAAGCCAUAUUUACUGUGUGUAUGCUAUUUAUGUAUGUGUGUGGCCUCAGAAUGCUACAGAGGACUCUGUCACUAGCUAGAUUUCCAUCCAAUUGGCAACAGAUUUCCAUGUGAAUGUUCUAAAAUCAGCAUAAAAACGAUAUGCGCAUUUUCCCACCAGAGAUGUGUUCCCAUCAAAUUGACUUGUUGCAGUCUGUGUGUGAUGACAUAGUGCACAUAAAAAUAACUUGCGCAGUUAAAUUCCCAUGUACUGAAUAAAAAAUUAAAGGUAAAUGGGUUUCCAUCGCAUUUUCAACUCUACUGAUAGUUUUGUAACAGUACAUCACCUGCUCUCUAGCCAACAGCUCGCAGAUAAAGUGUGGGUAUAGGCUACCUACAUGAUGAGUGCGAGAUUGUUUUUAUUUGUCAAAUGGCAGCCAAGCAUCGAUCAUCAUGUCACCAGAAUAAGACCAUCAAUAUUUAUUGGAAAGGAGCAUCAAGCUCAUCAGCGUGCACUUUCACCACCCUGUGAAGUUUACCAUAAUUUAUUUCAUCUAGCCUAAUACACUGCAUGCUCUACUGAGUCGUAGUGGGAUGAACACACAAUAUAAUCGCCUGACUCCAAGUUAACUUCGAUAUGAUAGUUAAUAUAUCAAUAUUAAACGCUUUUUCUCUCAUCAUUCAUUUUACCAACACAAAACGAUCCUACCUUGUAUAGCAUAUUUUGUUUUGUCAACAUUUGGAAAGUUUACCGAUAAAUGUGCUGUUUCCAUCAGGCCUGUCUGACAUGUACUUACUCGCAUAAAAAGGUUGCAAUGGAAACCUGGUUUCUGUCUCACAAUAUUAGUUACAUUACAAUAUAUUUGAUACCAUGGUCAUACCCCUAAAUUAUAUAUGAAAUCAGGUUCAUUUGACUCCUGAGGGGUUUCUUGGAAUAGCAGUAAUAAAUAAAGGUAUGAUUUAAGUAUUUGUUAAUUGUUUCCUUGUUAUAUAGUCAAUGUUUUGUUUGAAGAUAAGCAGAUGUAGCAAAGAGCCAUGGUGCUUGUGCAUUUAGCAAGCACAACCAAUAUAGAAAGGGAUGUAGAUGUGUGAAUCUGCAUUUUCCUAGCUAUAUUUGAAGAAAAUAGGGCAUAUAUUUUGGACAAAAACUUUUCAAAGACAGCUGAAAUACAGUAGUGAUUAUUUGAUGGCAAUGAUAAUUGAAAAUAGAUUGACCAAAGAAAAAACAAUUACACCAGUGUUAUCAUUCAGGAAUAAUUUCAAUUAGGCACAUUAUUUGAAAUGUGUGUGCUAUUGUCUGAGUUUGUAUUUUUGUUCCAUUUUACAGCUUGGAGUAUUAUUGAUAAGCUCUAUCUUUUUAAUGCUUGAGGAUUGUUGGGUAUUUUAUGAGAUAACGAAUUGCUUUUGAGAAUGUACUAUACUUGUCUUAAUUUUCAUUUUUUUCUUAUUUGUUGGUGUUCAUAGCCAUAAUAUAACUUUAAUUUUUCAUUUUAAUCUGUAAAAACAUUAUGCUUUUUAAAAACUCUCUAAAUUCAGGGAUUUCAAAAUCUGUCUAUGAUUUGUAUUUCUGUUUGUGUAAAAACAUGAAAUCCCCAGUUUGUGUUUGUAUGCUCUUGUGAGAUAGAAUAUACUGGUAGUUUGUGUUUGUAUGCUCUUGUGAGAUAGAAUAUACUGGUAGUUUGUAUUUGUAUGCUCUUGUGAGAUAGAAUAUACUGGUAGUUUGUGUUUGUAUGCUCUUGUGAGAUAGAAUAUACUGGUAGUUUGUGUUUCUGUUGUUUCAUGUCGGCUGUCCAUUAUCAAAGUUUCUCAAAACAACGCUUUGUGUAGCCUGUCUUUGUUGUCCCUUAAAACAUGUUUUAUUGUCAUUAAGGUGGUUGUCUUUUCUUGUACGUUUGGAUGUUGUUGUUUAUAUUUUGAUAUUAUAAAGAAACGUAUCUUUUAUAUGUGUGUGUUCAUUUGUAUUACAUGUGCACUGUAUCAUCAUGUCAGAUGCAUACCUGGUCAAAACACAUGGACACUGGGGGGGCGAUGUAGUUCUGCCAUAGCAAGGUGAAUCCACUGCUACUCUAUUGGGAAUUAAUGGGGGGUUAAAUCACCACCCAUUUCACACUAUCGAGUCAAGGUGAGCCGAACUGUACUGCGCUGGCCUGGUUACAUAUCCACCACAGUUGCUGGAACCUUGCUGGAAAGGACAAUGUUGAAAGAAAAUAUCUGAGCCAGCACAGUACUGUAUAGGUCAGAAAGAUACUGUAGUGUGUAAAGGUUAUUAUGAUAUGAUCAAACCAAGUCAUUGGGUUGAAUUGGCCAUGCAAUUGUGGACAUACUAAUAUUACCCAUUUUUGUAUUAAUCAGUGCUAAAUUAGAUGAAUUUAUCAGUGGCUUGCGGUUUCGCCUGGCCCAUUGACUACUUUAAAGGUAAAAUAUAAAAUAAAUGUAAGUGAAAAAUUACCAAAUGUGUCCUAUAAUGGCAAUAUACUGUAGACAGCAGAGACCAGAGUUGAAUGUGCAACACUUAUUUUUUAUUACAUGGGCUCGAACCGGGUGGCCUAAAGGGUUCUUCGGCUGUCCCCAUAGGAGAAACCUUUUUGGUUCCAGGUAGAACCCUGUUUUGCUCGCUUGGAUGCUUUCUCCAGUAAGAUCGUUUCAGCAGAGGAAGAGGCGAAGCGAGAGGUCUCACACUCGCAAAAAUAUGUCCAGAAUAAGGCCAAUGUGUUUCUAUGGCCAUAAUAUGCAGACCUAAGCUUGUCGCCUGCCCUCCCGCCUUUGGGACAACGACUCCCAUUGUUAGGGCGGAGACAUUAGCAACUCGUCAUUAUAUACAGAUCUCUGGUUUCAGCCUUUUGCGAAUUGGAAAGUAAAGUUGGUAGGUGCACAGUGCACUGUUCCAUUAGCAGUGAGUGGGUAAAAUCACUGGAGAAGCAAAGACAGAAAAAGAAAGUCAUAUUACAACCUAUGUGUUGUGUUGAUUGUUGUUUGCUGUAUAACCUGUUAGUUAAUAUGCCAUGCCACCGUGAUAUAUAGGCCUAGGCCGAGACAAUAAGAAGACACAGUGGCAGAAUAAAUUCAACCACACAUUUGUUUCAUCACAAAACCGGAGAGCAACCUCUGUCCGGUGGUCCACAAAGCAUAUUGUAUGUAACAAGCAGUUACAUGACCUACAGCAUGGUCAAGUAAGUUAAUGUUGCUGACAUUUUCGGACCACUAAACAACUAUUGAUUUAGAACCACAGAGAGUUACCACAAGUCAAAAGAAAACAGGAGCUGCCUCCACUAUUCCAGCACCAUUUCAACUACAACAUUUCAACAUCAUCAAAUCACCUAUGCUUAGUGUAAUACAGUGACAACUAAAUGAUACGAAAAACCAUUUAGUCCAAUCAAAGUAAGCUAAAUAUGAUGUGGCUGUCCAUGUUUCUGAUUUCUGUGUGUGUGUGUGUGUGUGUGUGUGUGUGUGUGUGUGUGUGUGUGUGUGAUUGCGCGUGUGUGUGAGUGUGUGUGUUUGUUCGUGCAAGUAGAAAAAACAUAUUGACUCGCCCUCUCUUUUACAGUGGCUUGCGAAAGUAUUCACCCCCCUUGGCAUUUUUCCUAGUUUGUUGCCUUACAACCUGGAAAUAAAAUUGAUUUUUUGAGGGUUUGUCCCAUUUGAUUUACACAACAUGCAUACCACUUUGAAGAUGCAAAAUAUUUUUGUGUGUGAAACAAACAAGAAAUAAGACAUGCUCUACAACAUUCGCAGAGUACGACCCUACCUUACACAGAAAGUGGCACAGGUCCUAAUCCAGGCACUUGUCAUCUCCCGUCUGGAUUACUGCAACUCGCUGUUGGCUGGGCUCCCUGCCUGUGACAUUAAACCCCUGCAACUUAUCCAGAACGCUGCAGCCCGUCUGGUGUUCAACCUUCCCAAGUUCUCUCACAUCACCCCGCUCCUCCGCACACUCCACUGGCUUCCAGUUGAAGCUCGCAUCUACUACAAAACUAUGGUGCUUGCCUACGGAGCUGUGAGGGGAACGGCACCUCCUUACCUUCAGGCUCUGAUCAGACCCUACACCCAAACGAGGACACUACGUUCAUCUACCUCUGGCCUGCUAGCCCCCCUACCUCUACGGAAGCACAGUUCCCGCUCAGCCCAGUCAAAGCUAUUCGCUGCUCUGGCACCCCAAUGGUGGAACAAGCUCCCCCACGAUGCCAGGACAGCGGAGUCACUGACCACCUUCCGGAGACACUUGAAACCCUACCUCUUUAAGGAAUACCUGGAAUAGUAAUCCUUCUACCUCCCCUUUACUACCACUGUCUUUUGUCUAAACUAACACCUGACUUAUUUCACCUGCUAGCACUGACUUGUAUAAAGACAUUUACUUAUUGUGAUCGAGAUGUAGUUGUCCCUGAUUGCACUGACUUUGCUCACAGCUGCUUGUUUGAAGAAGUGUACUUACUGUGAUCAAGAUGUGGUUGUCCCACUGUCUAUGCUAAGUUGAAUGCACAAAUUUGUAAGUCGCUCUGGAUAAGAGUGUCUGCUAAAUGACUUAAAUGUAAAUGUAAUAAAAACAGAAAACUUGAGCGUGCAUAACUAUUCACCCCCCCAAAGUCAAUACUUUGUAGAGCCACCUUUUGUAGCAAUUACAGCUGCAAGGCUCUUGGGGUAUGUCUCUAUAAGCUUGGCACAUCUAGCCACUUGGAUUUUUGCCCAUUCUUCAAGGCAAAACUGCUCCAGCUCCUUCAAGUUGGAUGGGUUCCGCUGGUGUACAGCAAUCUUUAAGUCAUACCACAGAUUCUCAAUUGGAUUGAGGUCUGGGCUUUGACUAGGCCAUUCCAAGACAUUUAAAUGUUUCCCCUUAAACCACUCAAGUGUUGCUUUAGCAGUAUGCUUAGGGUCAUUGUCCUGCUGGAAGGUAAACCUCUGUCCCAGUCUCAAAUCUCUGGAAGACUGAAACAAGUUUCCCUCAAGAAUUUCCCUGUAUUUAGCGCCAUCCAUCAUUCCUUCAAUUCUGACCAGUUUCCCAGUCCCUGCCGAUGAAAAACAUCCCCACAGCAUAAUGUUCUCAGGUUGAUGAGAGGUGUUGGGUUUGCGCCAGACAUAGCGUUUUCCUUGAUGGCCAAAAAGCUCAAUUUUAGUCUCAUCUGACCAGAGUACCUUCUUCCAUAUGUUUGGGGAGUCUCCCCCAUGCCUUUUGGUGAACACCAAACGUGUUUGUUUAUUUUUUUCUUUAAGCAAUGGUUUUUUUCUGGCCACUCUUCUGUAAAGCCCAGCUCUGUGGAGUGUACGGCUUAAAGUGGUCCUAUUGACAGAUACUCCAAUCUCCGCUGUGGAGCUUUUCAGCUCCUUCAGGGUUAUCUUUGGUCUCUUUGUUGCCUCUCUGAUUAAUGCCCUCCUUGCCUGGUCCGUGAGUUUUGGUGGGCGGCCCUCUCUUGGCAGGUUUGUUGUGGUGCCAUAUUCUUUCCAUUUUUUAAUAGUGGAUUUAAUGGUGCUCCGUGGGAUGUUCAAAGUUUCAGAUAUUUGUUUAUAACACAACCCUGAUCUGUACUUCUCCACAACUUUGUCCCUAACCUGUUUGGAGAGCUCCUUGGUCUUCAUGGUGCCGCUUGCUUGGUGGUGCCCCUUGCUUAGUGGUGUUGCAGACUCUGGGGCCUUUCAGAACAGGUGUAUAUAUACUGAGAUCAUGUGACAGAUCAUGUGAAACUUAGAUUGCACACAGGUGGACUUUAUUUAACUAAUUAUGUGACUUCUGAAGGUAAUUGGUUGCACCGGAUCUUAUUUAGGGGCUUCAUAGCAAAGGGGGUGAAUACACAUGCACACACCACUUUUACGUUAUUUAUUUUUUAGAAUUUUUUGAAAAAUGUAAUUUUUUUCAUUCCACUUCACCAAUUUGGACUAUUUUGUGUAUGUCCAUUACAUGAAAUCCAAAUAAAAAUCCAUUGAAAUUACAGGUUGUAAUGCAACAAAAUAGAGAAAAUGCCAAGGAGGAUGAAUACUUUUGCAAGGCACUGUAUAUCCAGUGGUAACGUCAUAAAAAACAGCUGUCUGUCCCGAGCUCACUGGCGUGGGAAACUCUAGGUUAGUUGAUACGUUGCAAGUUCUCGAGCAACAGCUUCAGGCUGGACCCAAUUGAUGAUUUGAUACAAUGUUGCACUUCACUAGCGGUAGCUCAAGUCAAGGCAGGUAGAAAAGGAGGCAGACAGGCGGAAUAGAGAGAUGAAUGUGAUUGAAAUUAAAGAAGUUAAAGGUUUUAAUGUAAUGUGCACAAGUACAGUGAAAUAGCUUUCUUUUAAGCUCCAAACUCAACAACACAGUAAUCAAUAUCAAUAUAGCACUAAAAAUAACAUAAUGUACAUCAAAAACACACAAGAAAAUAAAAAUAAGAAAUAAAAAGAUAACGAGAAAGUAAGAAGCUAUAUAUAGGGUCAGUUCCAAUACCAUAUUUAUAAUGUCCAGAGAUACUGGAGUGAUAGAGGUAGAUAUGUAUAGGGGUAAGGUGACUAGGCAUCAGGAUAUAUGAUAAACAGAGUAGCAGCAGCGUAAAUGAUGAUUGUAUGUGAGUGUGUGCGUGUGUAGAGUAAGUAUAAAUGUAAAGUACCAGUCAAAAGUUUGGACACACCUACUCAUUCAAGGGUUUUUCUUUAUUUUUACUAUUUUAUACAUUGUAUAAUAAUAGUGAAGACAUCAAAACUAUGAAAUAACACAUAUGGAAUCAUGUAGUAACCAAAAAGUGUUAAACAAAUCAAAAUAUAUUUUAUAUUUGAGAUUCUUCAAAGUAGCCACCCUUUGCCUUGAUGACAGCUUUGCAAUGUAGAAAAUAGUAAAAAUAAAGAAGAACCCUUGAAUGAGUAGGUGUGUCCAAACUUUUGACUGGUACUGUAUGUGCAUGGUAUGUGUGUUUGCUGGAGUGUCAGCGUACGCGAGUGUGUCGAGUCCUGUGAGUGUGCAUAGAGACAGUGCAAAAAUACAAUUACUAUACAAGGGUCAACUCAGAUAGUCUGUGUAGCAAUUCUGUUAGCUAUUUAGCAGUAUUAUGGCUUGGGGAUAGAAGGUGUUCAGGAGCCUGUUGGUGUCAGACUUGAUGCACCGGUACCACUUGCCGUGCGCAAGCAGAUAGAACAGCCUAUGGCUUGGGUAGCUGGAGGCUUUAACGAUUUUCAAGGCCUUUUCCAGGCCAUGCGAUCGAGGGCGGUGCUGUUGCCAUACCAAGCAGUGAUUCAGCCAGUCAAGAUGCUCUCAAUGGUGCAGCUGUAGAACAUUUUGAGGAUUUGAGGGUCCAUGCCAAACCUUUUCAACUUCCUGAAGGGGAAGAGGCGCUGUCGCACGACUGUGUAUGAACCAUUUUAAGUCCUUAGUGAUUUGGACACCGAAGAACUUGAAGUUCUCGACCCGGUCCCCCCCCCCCCCCCCUUUCCUGUAGUCCCCGAUCAGCUCCUUGGUCUUACUGAUGUUGAGGGAGAGGUUGUUGUCCAAGCAUCACACUGCCAGGUCACUGAACUCCUCCCUGUAGGCUGUCUCAUUGUCACCGGUAAUCAGACCUACCACCAUCGUCAGCAAACUCGAUGAUGGUGUUGGAGCCAUGCGUGGCCACGCAGUGGGUGAACAGGGAGUUCAGAAGGGGACUAAUACACCCCUGUGGGGCCCCCGUGUUGGUGGGUGAAGGUGCAGUAUACACAUUGGAAUGGGUAUAGGGUAUCUGGGAUGAUGGAGUUGAUGUGUGCCAUAACCAGCCUUUCAAAGCACUUCAUGAUUACAGAUGUGAGUGCUACAGGGCGGUAUUCAUUGUGGCAUGAUGCCUUAGAGUUCUUGGGAACAGGAAUGAUGGUAGUCAUUUUAAGACGUGAGGCUUACAGACUGAGACAAGGAGAGGGUGAAAAUGACUGUGAAUUUGCCUGCCAGCUGAUCUGCUCAUGCUCUGAGAACACGCCCAGGAACACCGUCCUUGCAGGUGUUGACCUGAUUAAAGACCUUACUCACGUCGGCCCCGGAGAGAGAGAUCACCCAGUCCUCUGGGUCGGUGGGGGCCCUCAUGCACGGUAGGGUGUUGUUAUUGUCGAAGCAUGCAUAAAAUGCAUUGAGUUGGUCUGGAAGAGAGGCAUCGUUGGGCAGAUCACGGCUGGGUCUUCCUUUUUAAUCCAUAAUGGACUGUAGCCCAUCCCACAUGCAGCAGGCGUCAGAGCCUGUGCAGUAUGAUUACAACUUAUUGAUAUAUUGUCCUUUUGCUCAUUUGAUGGCUCUGCGGAGGUUGUAGCGGGAUUUCUUGAACUUGUUCCUGUCCUUAGCCGUAGCCUCAAGGUUGACUGUGAUAGCCCUGUGUGUAGUAGCGCUGUCCUUUAGUUUAACAACAACCUCUGUGUUAAUCCAGGGCUUUUGAUUUGGGACACAGCAAACCUUCACUGUGGGGACAAUACAUCCCUAAUGCAGUUCCUUAUGAAGCCGGUGACGGAGGUGGUAAGCUCGUCAAUGUUAUUGGUGGAGUCUCUGAACAUAUUCCAAUCAGCACUCGCAAAGCAGUCCUGUAGCAUAAUCUCUGAUUCUGAUGACCAUUUCUCAACGGAGCGGAAUCAUGGGUACUUCCUGUUUGAGCUUCUGCUUGUAAACAGGAGUAUGGAGUCAUGAUCUGAUUUGCUGAAUGAAGGACAAGGGGGGGCCUUGAAUGCUUGCUUGUGGGUAAAGUAACAGUGGUGAAGGAGACAUAUUGCAUACACCAAAAUUUGGGUCGGAAUUACAGAAAGAGCCCAGGGCAGAUGAGUCGAAGUCGAAGUUGAAUUCCCAUGUACCGAAUACAAAAAUACACGUUAAAUGGGUUUCAAUCACAUUUUCAACUCUACUGACUUCUCACCAGAAAUGUUGCGUUAUAUAGCAUAUGUCCACUCUGGUAUUGGCAUGUGCACUCUAGCCAACAGUUCACAGAUAGGCUACUGUGUGGGUAUAGCCUACAUGAUGAGAUUAUUAUGGACAAAAAAGCAAGAUUAUUUUUAUUUGUCAAACGGCAGCCAAGACUCGAUGAUCAUGUCACCUGAAUAAAACCCUCAAUAUUUACUGGAAAGGAGCAUCAAGCUCAUCACCGUACACUUUCACCACCCUGUGAAUUUCAUCAUAAUUUAUUUAAUCUGUAGCCUAAUAAACUGCAUGCUUUCCCUACAAGUCGUAGUGGGAGGACCACACAACAUGUCAUUGUGUGACUUCAAGUUUACUUCGAUAUGAUGUUAGUAUAUUAAAUAUUUAAGCAUAAAAGCAUUUCCACCGACAUUUCUCGCAUAAUUCAUUUUACCGACACAAAAAGAUCCCACCUUGUCUAGCGUAUGUUGUUUUGUUGACAUUUGGAAAGUUUACCAAAAAAUGUUCUGUUUCCAUCAGGCCUGUCAUGACAUUUUUUAUUCAACAUAUCCUUUACUCGCAUGAUAGAUGUGCAGAAGAUGAUGUGCAAAUAGAGAUACUGGGGUGCAAAUUAGCAAAAUAAAUAACAAUAUGGGGAUGAGGUAGUUGGGUGGGCUAAUUACAGAUGGGCUGUGUACAUAUGUGUCUAUAUGGCAGAGGCUGGUGCUCCCACAUUAGUUGGAUUUUAACUUUUAGAUUUGUAUAAUUUAUUUAAACAUGAUUGACCGCGUGACAAUGAUUUUGAGAAACGGAACCGUUAUUAUUGAAAUGAAACUGUUCCACGGAACUGUGCAUAUAGAAAUAAUCAUAACUGUCUGGCACACAGAUCAGUAGAAAUGGUAGGAUAAAUUGUAAGCUUCCCCAAACUUGAAACUCAUGAACCGCCUACGGACUUUACUACAACACCCAUAUAAAAAAAUUGUAAACGCGCAAGCGUGUGCAUACAUAGGAGGUCCCUUGAAAAAAUGUGCCCGCAAAAAAUAACAAAUCUAAAUCCCGUCCAACUGAUUCGUUCUGCUGCCUGCCCUGGCCAGGUGGGGCUCAGCUCCCCUGAAUGAGACAUUAGCUCCCCUAAAUGCAACAAAAGUCAAACUUUGCGGGGUGGAGGGGGGUCUCUAAAUAAUGCAAAUUUAACCAUUCUCCUAUUUUACAGUGGUAAAUAUGAAAAUAUUCCAAUGAAAGGAACACCCCCACCUCUGUCAUGGUUUAAACCAUUUAUUUCUAUGUGGCAGUGCUGCCCAUCCAGUAGUGCUGAAUUAAGGCCCCAGCUGAGCUCCUUUACAAAUAGAUGUUCCUUUAUAGGCCUAAUUCCUAAUUUGCGCCAUUUGUUUGCUAUGCGUCUUGAUAAAAAUAGCCUAUCUUUUUAUUCCAAUGCAUUAGAUUGAUUUGUUGAUUCAUGACUGUUUGCUUUUGUCAGUCAGCUGUUUAGAGCGCUCAUUGCUUUGUUUUUCAGGUGUGCACGGGUACUGGUGUUCACUGUGCCGUCCGUGGCCAGAAGUAGUAGACCAUUCCUGGACCGGCUGAUGAUGGUCGACAAUAUCACUAGACAACUAGCCUACCUCUAGACACCAAUGCGCAUCCAAUCCAGCCAACAAAUAUACAUUAAUGACAGUAGGCCUAUAGUUGACUCUUUCGGUUAGAAGCAUUCAAUUUUUUUCAAUGGCAUAGGCCUACAUUAUUUUGGAUUUAAGUGUUUUCACGCCGAAACAUAAUGAAAUGUUUACGUACACAUAGUUACACUUACAGUGCAUUUUCUGAGAUCUCCAAGAUCCAUGAUUUGUACAGGGUUUAAGUUCAAUGUUCUAAUUAAAUUGUUAAAUGCUUAAUAAUGACAAAUAGCACUGUCAUAAAUGUCAUUAAUGUAAGGAAAGAAAGGUAGUGUUUUAUGUCACACGAUCUGUGAAGACUCCAAACAUGAACUAAUUAAUUAUGGACAGCUCAUGAACUAGGGUGUAAAACAUGUUUUGAUUCAACUCGUGUAUUAUAUUGAAUGUAGGAUACCUAUUCUUCAUGUGUUCAAAAUUGCCUAGGCUACCGGCAGUGGUGUAGGCCUUAAGGCCUAGUGGAGGCUAAAUGCAUGUAAACACUUUUUUAUUUUUUAUGCAUUGAAAGUAUAUGGAGCGUUACUUUUUUCACUGCGACCAGCAAUCAGAGUUUAUCCACCAUUUUUUUUAAACACUAGAUCACUUGCUACUGGUAGGCCUAUUGGAAGUUCAUAGUAAUACACCUUGUAGCCUAGUUUAGUAAGUUGACUGUGUGUGUUAGGGUGACCAUCCCGUUUUUCCCGGUACAGUUUCAGCCCUAUUUCAGGUAUCCCUACUUUUCAGGCUACAAAAAAUGUCAAUUUCUCAGCAAGACGCAUCGAUUAAUGUAGGCCUAAUCAAUGGCAAUUGCUGAAUGUCAUUAGACACACUUUUUGGUGUUUUGUAACAGAUGUCUAUUUCCAUUCAUCAAAUGGCGCGAUUAUACAUGCAGUUUGGAUGCUGGAAUUAUUUUGGAGUGGAAGAACAUGCCUACUAUUUGAAGUGAUUUGUUUGACAAUCAGAUAAAAAUAUUAUGACUAGUUGUGCUCAUAUCACAUUAAAAGGUAAUACAUUUUUACCAUUUAAAUUACGUCUUUAUUAUUAUUAGGGACAUGUAUGUUAGAAUGGAGGUUUAGAAACGACAGAUGCAUAUGCAUAUUAGCCAAUACAUACAGUGCAUUUGGAAAGUGUUCAGACCCCUUGACUUUUUCCACAUUUUGCUAUGUUACAGUCUUAUUCUAAAAUGGAUUAAAUUGUUUUGUUUUUUCCUCAUCAAUCUACACACAGUACCCCAUAAUGACAAAGCAAAAACAGGUUUUUAGAAAUGCUUGCAAAUUUAUAAAAAAUAAAUAUACAGAAUUAUACAUUUACAUAAGUACUCAGUCCCUUUACUCAGUACUUUGUUGAAGCACCUUUGGUAGCGAUUACAGCCUCAAGUCUUCUUGGGUAUGACGCUACAAGCUUGGCACACCUGUAUUUGGGGAGUUUCUCCCAUUCUUCUCUGCAAAUCCUCUCAAGCUCUGUCAGGUUGGAUGGGGAGCGUCGCUGCACAGCUAUUUUCAGGUCUCUCCAGAGAUGUUCGAUCGGGUUCAAGUCCGGGCUCUGGCUCGGCCACUCAAGGACAUUCAGAGACUUGUCCCAAAGCAACGCCUGCAUUGUCUUGGCUGUGUGCUUGGGGUCGUUGUCCUGUUGGAAGGUGAACCUUCGCCCAAGUCUGAGGUCCUGAGCGCUCUGGAGCAGGUUUUCAUCAAGGAUCUCUCUGUACUUUGCUCCGUUCAUGUUGCCCUAAAUCCUGACUAGUCUCCCAGUCCCUACCGCUGAAAAAUAUCCCCACAGCAUGAUGCUGCCACAACCAUGCUUCACCGUAGGGAUGGUGCCAGGUUCUCUCCAGACGGCAUUCAGGCCUAAGAGUUCAAUCUUGGUUUCAACAGACCAGAGAAUCUUGCUUCUCAUGGUCUGAGAGUCCUUUAGGUGCCUUUUGGCAAAUUCCAAGCGGGCUGUCAUGUGCCUUUUACUGAGGAGUGGCUUCCGUUUGGCCACUCUACCAUAAAGGCCUGAUUGGUGGAGUGUUGCGGAGAUGGUUGUCCUUCUGGAAGGUUCUCCCAUCUCCACAGGGGAACUGGAGCUCUGUCAGAGUGACCAUCGGGUUCUUGGUCACCUCCCUGACCAAGGCCCUUCUCCCCCAAUUGCUCAGUUUGGCUGGGCGGCCAGCUCUAGGAAGAGUCUUGGUGGACUCCAAUCAAGUUGUAGAAACAUCUCAAGGAUGAUCAAUGGAAACAGGAUGCACCUGAGCUCAAUUUCGAGUCUCAUGGUAAAGGGUCUGAAUACUUAUGUAAAUAAGGUAUUUCUGUUUUUUAGUUUUUAUAAAUUUGCAAACACUUUGUCAUUAUGGGGUAUUGUGUGUAGAUUGAUGAGGAAGAACAUUAAUUUAAUCCAUUUUAGAAUAACAUAACCUCUGAAUCAGAGAGGUGCGGGGGGUGUAAAGUAACAGCAUGUGGAAAAGGGGAAGGGGUCUGAAUACUUUCUGAAUGCACUGAAUGGCAUAGCCUACACAUAUAGCAAUCCUUGCAAUACAAUCUUCUCUAAAAACAGUUGUACAGUGUGCUCUGCAAUAAGAUAACCAGAGUUGGAUUUCUAAACCAGAUGAGUUCUCAAAUAGCAGCUGCCCAAUACCAUGGUGGGCAUGCAUUAUGUUGGAUGCAUUGGGAAAUAUGGUAUGGAGAGUGAUAAAGAGCCUGUUGGAUUAUAGAAAACCCAGUUGGGAAAUUAAUGUUUGAGUUUCAAAUACUAGAUUUUUUGUGAAUGGGAGUAUAUUUACUUGGUGUAAAUUAUUCACUUCCUACUAAACUUCUAAAAGUUGAUGGUGCCAAAAUCUUGCCAAACCAUUCAUUAUUCUACUAACUAUGACUGAGUGUGAGACAUAUUUUCCAUAAUGUAUGUUUCAUGCAUACAGUGAGGGUGUCACGGACGUUGAAGGACUGGUCAGACCAAGCCGCAGCGUGAAAUGCAUCCAUGUUUAUUAAACCGUAUAAACAUACAAUAACAACAAAAGUCAACGAAACGUGACGUCAGAAGGCUAACACACACAAGCCAAACUCACCGAAACACAAACAAGAUCCCACAACAUAGGCAGGAAAACUGGCUGCCUAAGUAUGAUCCCCAAUCAGAGACAACGAGCGACAGCUGCCUCUGAUUGGGAAUCACAGGGGAGGGUCCGGGUGGGCUUCCAGCCUCGGUAGCGGCUCCGGCUCCGGGCGUGACAUCUCCUCCCUUACUGACUCAGCGUUGCACCCCUGGACCGGUCUGGACCUCAACGCGGAGCUUCCCCUCUCAGUCCUCCCACGAUGCACCGAUCCCUGUCUGGACCCUGGUGUGGGAGACUCCGAACCCAGAGAGGGGCUGACGUCUGGACCCGGAGUGGAGCCGCUGACCGGAGCUGGACUGGCCACCGGUGGAGCGGACUGCUCUGGCUCCGGAGUGGAUCUGCUGACCGGAGCUGGACUGGGCACCGGUGGAGCGGACUGCUCUGGGUCCGGAGUGGAGCCGCUGACCGGAGCUGGACUGGACCCCGGUGGAGUGGAAAACUCUGGCUCCGGAGUGGAGCUACUGACCGGAGCUGGACUAGACCCCGGUGGAGCGGAAUGCUCUGGCUCCGGAGUGGAGCCGCUGACCGAAGCUGGACUGGGCACCGGUGGAGCGGACUGCUCUGGCUCCGGAGUGGAUCUGCUGACCAGAGCUGGACUGGGCACCGGUGGAGCGGACUGCUCUAGCUCCGGAGUGGAGCAGCUGACCGGUGCUGGACCAGGCACCGGUGGAAUGGGCACGGGCCGUGCCGGGAACACGCACCACUGGCUUGGUGCGAGGAGCAGGCACGGGCCGGGCCGGACUGGAAACACGCACCACUGGUCUGGUGCGAGGAGCAGGAACAGGCCAGGCCAGACUGGAAACACGCACCACUGGUCUGGUGCGAGGAGCAGGAAUGGGCCGGACCGGAUUGGGGAAACGCACCACUGGCUUGGUGCGGGGAGCAGGUACAGGGCGUACCGUGCUGGCGACACGCACCACUGGUUUGGUGCGAGGAGCAGGGACGGGCCGUACUGGACUGGGAACACGCACCACUGGCUUGGUGCGGGGAGCAGGUACGGGGCGUACCGGACUGGGAACACGCACCACUGGCUUGGUGCGAGGAGCAGGUACGGGGCAUACCGGGCUGGCGACACGCACCACUGGUUUGGUGUGAGGAGCAGGCACGGGCCGUACCGGACUGGGAACAUGCACCACUAGCUUGGUGCGAGACGCAGGCACGAGGUGUACCGGACUGGGAACUGACGUUAGAGAUCUCUGACUGUACCAGUCUUUCACACUCCGUGCCCAGUCCUCCUCCCGUGAGGACUCCUCCCUGAGCCCCCACGAGUGCAGUGGUCGGUGCUCUUCUCUGUCGAUCCCCAACCACCCUUUUAGCCCCCCCAAAAAAACGUAUUGGGGCUGUCUCUCAGCCUUCCACCUCGGCCGGCGCCUUCUGUGUUGCCGUUGCUCCUCUCCUGCCUGGGCUUCCUCCUUCGCCCAGGGUCCUCCACCAGCCAAUAUCUCCUCCCAAGUCCAAAAUGACUUCCCCACCUGAGUCCAGGGUGUCUGCUCCUGGGCACGCUGCUUGGUCCAUUUUUGGUGGGAUCUUCUGUCACGGACGUUGAAGGACGGGUCAGACCAAGGCGCAGCGUGAAAUGCAUCCAUGUUUAUUAAACCGUAUAAACAUACAACAACAACAACAAAAGUCAACAAAACGUGACGUUGGAAGGCUAACACACACAAGCCAAACUCACCGAAACACAAACAAGAUCCCACAACACAGGCAGGAAAACUGGCUGCCUAAGUAUGAUCCCCAAUCAGAGACAACGAGCGACAGCUGCCUCUGAUUGGGAAUCACACCCGGCCAAACAUAGAAAUAGAAACAUAGAAUCCCCACAUAGAAAAACCCACACAUAUAUUCACACCCUGACCAAACUAACUAGAGUCUAUAGGUCAGGGCGUGACAGAGGGAAAAAAGUAUUUGAUCCCCUGCUGAUUUUGUACGUUUGCCCACUGACCAAGAAAUGAUCAGUCUAUAAUUUUAAUGGUAGGUUUAUUUGAAAAGUGAGAGACAGAAUAACAACAAAAAAAUCCAGAAAAACGCAUGUCAAAAAUGUUAGAAAUUGAUUUGCAUUUCAAUGAGGGAAAUAAGUAUUUGACCCCCUCUCAAUCAGAAAGAUUUCUGGCUCCCAGGUGUCUUUUAUACAGGUAACAAACUGAGAUUAGGAGCACACUCUUAAAGGGAGUGCUCCUAAUCUCAUCUUGUUACCUGUAUAAAAGACACCUGUCCACAGAAGCAAUCAAUCAAUCAGAUUCCAAACUCUCCACCAUGGCCAAGACCAAAGAGCUCUCCAAGGAUGUCAGGGACAAGAUUGUAGACCUACACAAGGCUGGAAAGGGCUACAAGAUCAUCGCCAAGCAGCUUGGUGAGAAGGUGACAACAGUUGGUGCGAUUAUUCGCAAAUGGAAGAAACACAAAAUAACUGUCAAUCUCCCUCGACCUGGGGCUCCAUGCAAGAUCUCACCUCGUGGAGUUGCAAUGACCAUGAGAACGGUGAGGAAUCAGCCCAGAACUACACGGGAGGAUCUUGUCAAUGAUCUCAAGGCAGCUGGGACCAUAGUCACCAAGAAAACAAUUGGUGAAGGACUGAAAUCGUGAAGGACUACGCCGUGAAGGACUGAAAUCCUUCUGCGCCCGCAAGGUCCCCCUGUUCAAGAAAGCACAUAUACAUGCCCGUCUGAAGUUUGCCAAUGAACAUCUGAAUGAUUCAGAGGAGAACUGGGUGAAAGUGUUGUGGUCAGAUGAGACCAAAAUCGAGCUCUUUGGCAUCAACUCAACUCGCCGUGUUUGGAGGAGGAGGAAUGCUACCUAUGACCCCAAGAACACCAUCCCCACCGUCAAACAUGGAGGUGGAAACAUUAUGCUUUGGGGGUGUUUUUCUGCAAAGGGGACAGGACAACUUCACUGCAUCAAAGGGACGAUGGACGGGGCCAUGUACCAUCAAAUCUUGGGUGAGAACCUCCUUCCCUCAGCCAGGGCAUUCAAAAUGGGUCGUGGAUGGGUAUUCCAGCAUGACAAUGACCCAAAACACACGGCCAAGGCAACAAAGGAGUGGCUCAAGAAGAAGCUCAUUAAGGUCCUGGAGUGGCCUAGCCAGUCUCCAGACCUUAAUCCCAUAGAAAAUCUGUGGAGGGAGCUGAAGGUUCGCGUUGCCAAACGUCAGCCUCGAAACCUUAAUGACUUGAAGAAGAUCUGCAAAGAGGAGUGGGACAAAAUCCCUCCUGAGAUGUGUGCAAACCUGGUGGCCAACUAUAACAAACGUCUGACCUCUGUUAUUGCCAACAAGGGUUUUGCCACCAAGUACUAAGUCAUGUUUUGCAGAGGGGUUAAAUACGUAUUUCCCUCAUUAAAAUGCAAAUCAAUUUAUAAAAUUUUUUACAUACGUUUUUCUGGAUUUUUUUGUUGUUAUUCUGUCUCCCAUUGUUCAAAUAAACCUACCAUUAAAAUUAUAGACUGAUCAUUUCUUUGUCAGUGGGCAACAUACAAAAUCAGCAGGGGAUCUAAUACUUUUUUCCCUCACUGUAAGUGUUCCCUCUGCCCCCUUGUCUUUGUGUGUGAUUGUUUAUUGUGGAGGUUAGUUUAGCUCGGUGGAGCUCUUUUAUUUUGUAUUGCCUGGAUAUUCACCCAUGUGCCUUGUUGUUUCCAGUGCGCUGUAUAUUUACGCACUGGAGUGUUUGACGCAUUGCUGCGUACCGCUGUGUCAACGGAAUAAACCUGUUAUUCUGUGAUUAACCCUCCUGUGCCUGACUCCUUCAAAUCACAUCACCACAGAAACAUGGUGGUAGGUUUUUUGAUGUGCUGCUCUAGAGUUCCAUAGCCCAGCAGACUCACCUAGAGGAAAUGGGGAUGGACACAUGUUCGUUUUGAUAAAAGUCUGAGAGACUUUUUCAGGGAGGAUAGAGCAUGAGUUGGAGUGAGUACAGUAAAUCCAAUCCAACCAUUGGCCCUAGAUAAUAUGCUAGCAUCACAAGUAGACCGCCAUAGUGAAGGAGGUUUACAUAGUGCAUCAAGUAUACUAUUAUGAGUGGAGCUUACUUCUCUGUGCUCUCGAGAGAUCGCAGGUUAUUGUUCAGAAGGCUCUGGCGGUCUUUGGACCAGUCUGUCUCUGUAGCGCCUGGAGAGAGACGGAUAGAAGUAGUGAGUGUACUUGAAAGAGAGAGCCCUCACCCCUGACCUACCACUAGCCCAGGGCCUCCUGCCUAACCCUCUAAUCGCAGUCUCUCUGACAGGGAGUUACUCAAGGUGUACACCGUUGUAUGGUGCAUAGCUCUUCUCCACUUCUUAUAUGAGUGUAGUAUUAGCUCUUGAAAUUGUAUAAUGCAAUGUAAAGGAAAAAUAUAUAUAAUGACUUACUGGCAUGAAGUGCUCCAUGUUCCUGCUGAUAGCAAGCCUCAAUCUGGAUGCAGAGAAAUGUCCUGCCUUCGACUAUGGUUGCAUCUAUCUCCACCAGGCGCCAAUAAAUCAGAUUACAAACCUGCAGAGAUUAACAAAUGAAAUUGGUACCUGUAUUUAGCAUUCAUGUAUCAGUUUGCCUUCAUGUGUCAGUGGCGGUCGCCACUAGUUACCACAGUCACAAAAUCAUACAUCCUGCCUAUUUCUACAAUUUCUCUUCAUAAAAUCUGAUUUUAAACUUAACUCUAACAUAACCACACUGAUAACCUUAUACCUAACCUUAAUUAAGACCAAAAAGCUUAAGUUUGUUUCAUGAAUGUUUAUGAUUUGGCCAAUUUUGACUUUGGGGCUGUGGUAACUAGUGAAAAGCCAACAGAGCAGAUAAAAAAUAUGCACGCCAUUUUGUGCACACCAUGGUUACGACAAAUAACAUGGCAUCAAUGUGAAUUUACAGCUAAGCUAUUAUUUAUAUUAUGGCACCACGUAUCAUUUCACUAACAAUUGCUACCUUGACUUAUUCCAUCAUGACAUCAACGACAACAUGUUCCUUAUUUGACUGUAGCUAGCUGCUAGUUUAGCCAGAUUCAGCCUGUGAUUGAGACCGGGCUAAUUUGGCAGCCAAACUGCUUCAAAUAGGGUGAUUAGCCUAGGUAGUGUUAAGUUGCGUCAAUUCAAAUCUGGUAUAGGAACAAAAAGAGGUCAAUACACGUCUUCUAAAAUAGACUAGUAUUUUAAUUAAUGCAAACACUUGAAUGGUAAAUAUGAUGUUCGUAUAUACGGGCCCACUGAAAAACCAUGCAGGGCAGACAGAGAACUGAGCUUUUGUUAUAAGUUCUUCUUUAAAUACUCUGACAGAGAUAGUUCCCGCUCCCUGCUGGGCCUGUCAGAGUAGAGGCUGGGUGUGGUUUAAACUUACCCAACCUAUCGAUGGCGCACAGGCUGGUCCCAGCCCCUUGGCGCUUCACUGUUGCCGGGCAUUAGUUGUUAUCUUUACAACUUGUCUCGAGUCAGCAACCUCAGACAUAGUUUGUUCUUCUUUGUAGCAGAACACAUGUCCUUGAGCGGUUUAACAAAGAGGCAGUGUGUGUGUGAAUCACAAGUCUGUCUCAGCCUACCCCCUAACGGUUCCUCACAUUAAUCACAGCUUGUUAUGUUAAACAAUCUAUAUCAGUACAGCACAAACCUAUUAUGUUUAAUCAUUAAUGUAUUCUUUCUAAGCUAGGCAUCACAUCUAGUUAUAAGAAAAUAGAUCCCCACAAUCCCCCUUUUCACACCCGCUGGGUGUGAACCCAAAAUAAGAAAUUUCAGGGAAAUUUAGGAUUCCCCCUUUUGACACCCACUAGGCUGUCACUCAUUAAAAUACAAUACAAACAAAAAGAAUCACACUUUUAUUAAUAGGCAAUAAUGAUAAUAAAAAGGCCUUCAGUCCUUCCAUCUACACCUAACUUGUACUAGGUUGGCUACCAGCCACCCAGGAACUUCAAACCUUCACCUAAGGAAAGACAAACAUUCACAAUAGUUAAAAUGGAUUUAUAAAACAUAAAAAGACAAACAGGGAAUUUUGAUUCCCCCUUUAGACACCCACUAGGGUGUCACUCCACCAUCUCACGGGGGGCCAGUAUAAAAAAAAUAUGUAUUCACUAACUGUAAGUCGCUCUGGAUAAGAGCGUCUGCUAAAUGACAAAAAAUGUAAAAUGUAAAAUCUCACCAAUAGCAAACCAAGGGUCAUCCUCAGUCAACCCCAUCUCAGUGUCUGCAUCUCCUUCUUGAGCCCCUAGGAGGGGCAUCAUACCAGCCGUAUGCACGACAUCUGUAACAGACUUUCUCAAACAAGGAAUUACACAGGCAGCACAGCACAUUAAUAUUAGAAACACAACUACUAGGGUCAGAAAUCCAGUAACCACCAGUGCAGCAUACUUACCAAACCACUCCCCCAACCAGGAGAACAGUCUGUUUCCCUCCAUUCCAGCCAUGCUCUUCAUUUCAGCUGAUAGUUUAUCUAAACCAACUAGGGCUUUAGAGAUACUCCCGUCAGGACUGGUAUUGUCAGGGAUAAACGUACAACAAUGGCUUACCAUUCUAUAGACACCACCCCUUUCUGCCUGAUCUAGAGCCAACCUCUUUUUACUAAGUCAUAAGAGUGAGAUGGCGGAUAAAUGUUCAAAGAUCCCUUUUGUUGCAUCCCUAGUCUAGCCAAUAAAUCGUUGUUGGUCGUAACAGAUAUAAUUAAUCCAAUCCACAAUUUUGUUUGUCACCCAUCAAAAGAAUGUGGUAGUAAACCCUUCCCCUAAUUGUUUCAUAGCUCGGUAUCCAUCCAAUACCCCCCUUGGUAUCCCAAUCGCAUCCAUCUAAAUAGGGCUAUUCUCCUUCUUGUUAAAACUCCUCCUACCUGUUUAAUCCUUGGUUCCUGGUGACUAAUUCUAACUAGCUGAACCAGUAGAACCAGGGCGCACAUAUCUAGCCACCCUUUUGGAAUUCUCUGCCUUACACUGCCUUUACUGGCACACGCCCACCACACAUCGGUUACAGGGGCUGUAAGGUUCAAAAUUUUCUCCUGUGCUUCUGAACUUAAGUCCGUCACAUUACUACUAUCUCCAAUUGAUAAUUGGGGAUGUCUUUGUUUCUCUUUACCCCCCAUCUGGAUGUUCAGUCCCCCUCGGUCUCAUAUCCCCAUCCCCAAGUGUGUUUAAACACUUGAGUCUAGGAACAAUCCGCCUUGUUUUGAAUCUGACAGUCUGCCCUUCUCUGACUCCCAUUUUGUAGGCCACUCGUCCUUGACGGUCAGUAUGUCGGGUCGCUUCUCUUCUCUUUUACAUCUUAACAAUGGUAAGGGCAUAGCACAAUUGGUGGUGGAUCUUGACAUAUCAAGACCAUUGCCGAGACUAUGAUGCAACUCAAGUUAUCCAUAUUCCCAAAAACCGCCAACCCUCUCCUGUCCUCAGUCUUUCUGCUUGGUACUACCCCAUACUCACACCCUGAGAACACACUACAGUGAUGAUAGGUCAGGGUAGGAGAUCUUCGUUAACAGAGGUGAUCCCCAGACCCUAUUGGUCCAGUUCUUCUCUCUAACUUUGCAUGUGUUCAGUGGUGCUUGCAUGUGUUCUUACCUUUUUGCAGUGGGUAACGUGGACCCAGGUUGCUCUUUCUGCUAUUCUAAUGGCAAAGGCAGUUACCAAUAUAACCUGAUAGGGCCCUUCCCAACAGGCCUGCUUCCAGUUUUUCUUCUUUAGGGACUGGAUGCUCACCAGUCACCUGGUCGCCCAUGGGGCGGCGCACAAUUGGCCCAGCGUCGUCCAGGGUAGGGGAGGGAAUGGCCGGCAGGGAUGUAACUCAGUUGGUAGAGCAUGGCGUUUGCAACGCCAGGGUUGUGGGUUCGAUUCCCACAGGGUAUGAAAAAAUAGAAAAUAAUGUAUGCACUCACUAACUGUAAGUCGCUCUGGAUAAGAGCGUCUGCUAAAUGACUAAAAUGUAAAUGUAAUAGAGUGGGUCACCUUCUCCUUUAGUUCACCUGUGGGGCACAAAACCUCUGACAUACGGGUGUGGUUAAUAAACUAUCUUCACACGUGUUCAGCUCUCAAUUUCUAUUUCUGACUGCAUUCUCUUUCUAGACUGUAUAUAUAUAUUUUUUAAAGUAUUUUGUCCUCUCCUUCGUAUAUAUUUAUUAUUUAAUCCUACCAUCUACUACUAUCAUCCCCCUUUUGACACAUGUUUUGCCCAUGUGUCAAUAUUACCACCUACUAAACAAUCACUUAGGUAAUAUUGGUAAUUUAUCAUCCAAUUGCCAUCCCUUAUUUUUUGUAUUUUUUUUAGACUGUCCCUUGCUUCUUUAUUGCUCCUCCCACUUCCUUUGUCUUUUAUGGCGGCUAAAUUCGACUUUCAUUCAGUUCAGAAUCAAUUGUAAUCCAAUCAAUCAAUCCCUUAUCUUGUAAAAACACUCAUGUUUAGUUCAAACUCUGUUCUACCCCGGCUCUCCCGGGCUUGACCUGAAGACUGAUGGUUGGACAUGACAGGUCCAUACUUAAAUCUUUCAAACCUAACACAAACCCCCUAAAUUUAACAUAACAACCCUUUAUAACCAUCAUACUAGGUGUGUUGUUUUUUAUUUGAAAAACCCAAAUUGAAAAACAACAACCACAAAUAGCCAGGCCCCACUUAAUUUGGUAGCUCACUUUUAUGACCUAAAUACUGCCUAACUUCACUACUGCUCCCCCUAGCCCUGGGCAACAUUCCAAUGAGAUAAGCUAAUCUCUUUCUCCUGGUUAUACAUUUUGUUAACCUUCAAUUACCAUCAGUAAUCUAAAGAUGGUAGUACACACAAAACAUGAUACAGAUAUCCCCAGUCCUAACCCAUCAAUAAUUGUUUGUAUCAAUCUAAUUCCUCAUAACUAAUCCAUAAAACCACUAAAAAUUCCUCGAGUACACAAUGAUUAUUUAAUUGAUUACCCUAAAUCUGCUACAUGUGAUAUCAUCUCAAAUGAUCCAUUAUCAAUUAUUUGAUCAACCCCCUAGGAAAAUCUGUCUCCCCUUCUAUUGUUCCUGUCCCCCCUGUAAAUGUCAUAUUUCAUUUUUUAGCCAAUACAAUCACGGUUACAUCAAAUGUUCCCUCCUUUGGCCAUUUAGUUACUAUCUUUCUGGUCCUUUUUCUCAUUUGUUAGAGAUAUUACCAAUAUCUUCACUAUUUUCUGGGAACCUUCUCUUCAUGAUUGCUACUGGUGAUCCUGCCAUCUCUACUUCUGGUGUGGUCUAAUGUCUAUAUUAGGGUGUAAGGUAAAUUAUUCCUGUUGUCUUUUUCAGCUAAACGUUUCAUAUCCCUCAGUUAAUGGUAUUUUCUCCCUAAUAUAUCUUCAUACUCUUCUUCUUUCCCUAAAUGAGAUGUAAUCCCUUGCCUUUCCUCUACUAUCCUUCUAUCAUUACUGGAUCAAUGAUAAUAACUGUAAUAACUAUUAAUAAUAAUUGUAAUAACUAUUUCACAUUAAAUUGUGCCUUUUUCUGAUAAUGUUAUAAUUGUAGCCUAUUGCAUUACUUUAGUUUAAAAUAUAAGUUUGUUUAUUUAACCAAUCUAGAACCCACUAUAGAUUGGUGCUAUUCCCUCAGCAUAAUAGCUAAAGCUACUUGCAUCCCCUGGUCCCCAUAACGAAAAUAAAUUAUCGUUCUAGAAUUCACCAACUAUUUGCAUACACCACUGGUGUUAAGCAACCUAUCGAAUAAAGUAAUAACAAUUAGAAUUUAUCAAAGCACUGCCUUCCAGUCAAGUAUUUAGACCUCUACUUGAAAUCUUACAGCUCAAUCUAACUCGCUGGACUGUCUAUAUUUUAUUUUUAUUUUUUUCCGCUAACCAGAGCCAUAAAUUUAUAAAUUAUUCUCCUUUGUCCUCAACUCAAUUUUCACAGCUCUAUCGCCAUUUCAGUUUGCUAUUCAAUUUCUUUAACUGUUCUCUCUGAUUAGGCCCUAAUUAAUAAAACAAAUACUUGCUAUCGUUGAUAACCAUACAUUUAAUGAUAUUCCUAUCAUUUGAACUAUCUCUCACCCCUCCCCUUGCUCCUUCCUACACAACGGGGGAGGCGCGGGGACCUUGUAACAUAUUUUCAUAGACCUUUCUAGAAUACUUCUACUUAAGCUAUCUAAUUCAACCUUUCACAUUUCUCAAUCCACGUAGUAAUCUAGGUCUAUAGCCCCAAUGUGAAAGCUUUACCCACUGUCCCUACCUGGGUUCGAACUACAUACAUUGCCAGUCACCCAACACAUUCCGCGAUCCUUUCAAAGUAAAUACUUCCAGUUCAUAGAGCAAGUGACGUCACCAAAUGAAAACCGCACUAGCUCUCACCUCAUUCUAAGGUUGCUGGGGCCUCUUUCAUUCCCCGCCAAUAGAUUAGGUAAGGCUAUCAGUGGGUACUGGCCCCCUCCUACUCUCUCUCUCUCUCUCACUGCUUCUUCAUGCUCUUCUCCCAUGUCUAUAUAGUGCCCUCUGGGAGGUGAAACCGGUCUGUGCAUCAUUGGUUGAGAGGUUGCUCUACUUCCUUGUUUCCUCUCCUCGCUCAGGUCUCGCAUAGUUUGUUCCAUUUCCUUCAGCUGUUUCGUGCCUCUUCUUACUUCCUCUUCCAAUAUUUUCACUUUCCUUUUUCUUUCUUCUCUCUCUUUGUCCUCCCUUUCCUGAUUCUUCAGUUCUGUUUGGGUCAAACCCCCAUCAAGCAUCAGGCUUCCCCUGUCGCCGUCACCCAUCAGGCUCAUAUGACUUUCUUCUUCCUGUAAUCUGGACAUGUUCUCAACCCCGUCUCGUAUAGCUCUUGCUGCUUCUAGCAGUGCCCCACAAUAUCCAGUGUUGGAGCCAUUAGCUUUGGUGCCUCGUAUGGGGGUGGAGACGUAGGCAGUUCUGGGUAUAAUCUUGGUGGCGGUUCCGUAGGAAACCUGAAUCCUUCCUUCUUGUCCUGCUUCUCCUUAUUGUUCUGUUGUUCUUCCUACAUUAUCUUAAGUUUUCCCAACAUUGCCAGUCCUAUUCUUUCCUUCAGCCUUGCUUUUUCCAUUGCUUCCUUGAUUUUACCCCUUCUGGGUUCUCCCUCUUUCUUCCAUUCCCCCUCUGUUUUCUGGGUUUUCCGCUUCAACGUUUCCAGUAUUCUCCCUGGUUUGCCUCCUACAGGCACUCCACCGGGGGAUAG